Messenger RNA from Callorhinus ursinus (northern fur seal), 3675 nucleotides. NCBI's taxonomy places the organism in Eukaryota, Metazoa, Chordata, Mammalia, Carnivora, Otariidae. The record is from RefSeq and is a predicted model, not a curated record.
CAGGUCGGCGGCGCCGCGGGAACCCGCCGACGGCGCGGGCUGCUGGUCCCCCGCGCGCAGGAGGCGCGGGCGGCCCUGGGGACCAUGGAGCCUGGUGACGCGGCGCGCCUCGGCCCGGGACGGGCGGCCCGGGCGCUGCCACCGCGGCUGCUGCUGCUGCCGUUGCUACCGCUGCUGCUGGGUCGGGGGCUGCGCGCCGCGGCCGCGGCCUCCUCUGGGGCGGCGGCCGAGGACAGCAGCGCCAUGGAGGAGCUCGCCACGGAGAAGGAGGCGGAGGAGAGCCACCGGCAAGACAGCGUGAGCCUGCUCACCUUCAUCCUGCUGCUCACGCUCACCAUCCUCACCAUCUGGCUUUUCAAGCACCGCCGGGUGCGCUUUCUGCACGAGACGGGGCUGGCCAUGAUCUACGGGCUCAUCGUUGGGGUGAUCCUGAGGUACGGCACCCCUGCCACCAGCGGUCAUGACAAGUCACUCAGCUGUACUCAGGAAGACAGGGCCUUCAGCACCUUAUUAGUGAAUGUCAGCGGGAAGUUCUUUGAAUACACCCUGAAAGGAGAAAUCAGCCCCGGCAAGAUCAACAGUGUAGAGCAGAAUGACAUGCUGAGGAAGGUAACGUUUGAUCCGGAGGUCUUUUUCAACAUCCUUCUGCCUCCAAUUAUUUUCCACGCUGGCUACAGUCUAAAGAAGAGACACUUUUUCAGAAAUCUUGGGUCUAUUCUGGCUUAUGCAUUCUUGGGGACUGCCGUUUCCUGCUUCAUUAUCGGAAACCUCAUGUACGGUGUGGUGAAGCUCAUGAAGAUUGUGGGGCAACUCUCGGAUAAAUUUUACUACACAGAUUGUCUCUUCUUUGGAGCGAUUAUCUCUGCCACUGACCCAGUGACUGUACUGGCAAUAUUUAACGAAUUGCACGCAGACGUGGAUCUUUACGCACUUCUGUUUGGGGAAAGCGUCCUAAAUGAUGCCGUUGCCAUUGUCCUGUCCUCGUCUAUUGUUGCCUACCAGCCAGCGGGGCUGAACACUCAUGCCUUUGAUGCUGCUGCCUUUUUUAAGUCAGUGGGCAUUUUUCUAGGUAUAUUUAGUGGCUCUUUCACCAUGGGAGCUGUGACGGGCGUUGUGACUGCUUUAGUGACCAAGUUUACCAAGCUGCACUGCUUCCCUCUACUGGAGACGGCACUCUUCUUCUUGAUGUCCUGGAGCACCUUCCUUUUGGCGGAAGCCUGUGGGUUCACAGGCGUUGUGGCUGUCCUGUUCUGCGGGAUCACACAGGCUCAUUACACCUACAACAAUCUGUCGGUGGAAUCAAGAAGUCGAACGAAGCAGCUCUUUGAGGUGUUACACUUCCUGGCAGAGAACUUCAUCUUCUCCUACAUGGGCUUGGCGCUGUUUACCUUCCAGAAGCACGUUUUCAGCCCCGUGUUCAUCAUUGGAGCUUUUGUCGCCAUCUUCCUGGGCAGAGCUGCACACAUCUACCCGCUCUCCUUCUUCCUCAACUUGGGCAGAAGGCAUAAGAUUGGCUGGAACUUUCAACACAUGAUGAUGUUUUCAGGCCUCAGGGGGGCCAUGGCAUUCGCGCUGGCCAUCCGAGACACCGCGUCCUAUGCUCGCCAGAUGAUGUUCACGACCACGCUCCUCAUUGUCUUCUUCACCGUCUGGAUCAUUGGUGGAGGCACGACACCCAUGCUGUCAUGGCUUAACAUAAGAGUUGGCGUCGAGGAGCUGUCCGAAGAGGACCAGAACGAACACCGCUGGCGGUACAUCAGAGUUGGUGUCGAUCCAGACCAGGACCCACCACCCAACAACGACAGCUUUCAAGUCUUACAAGGGGAUGGUCCAGAUUCUGCCAGAGGAAACCGGACGAAGCAGGAGAGUGCCUGGCUAUUCAGGCUGUGGUACAGCUUUGACCACAAUUACCUGAAGCCCAUCCUCACACACAGUGGCCCCCCGUUGACCACCACGCUCCCAGCCUGGUGUGGCCUGCUUGCUCGGUGUCUGACCAGUCCUCAGGUGUACGACAACCAAGAGCCGCUGAGAGAGGAAGACUCGGAUUUCAUCCUGACUGAGGGCGACCUCACCCUGACCUACGGGGACAGCACAGUGACUGCGAACGGCUCCUCAGGCUCCCACACGGCCUCCACGAGCCUCGAGGGCAGCCGGAGAACCAAGAGCAGCUCGGAGGAGGUGCUGGACCGAGCCCUGGGAACAGGAGACCAGCCGGUGUCAAGCCGGGGCACGCGCCUAGUGUUCCCCCUGGAGGAUAACGCAUGACUCGCCGCGUCCCCCCCCGCCCCGCCCCAGCCUGCCGAGAUGGGGGUGCAGUGAGGACGGCUGCAAGCCCCAGGCUUGUCCGACUCGGGGCACUGACUGAGUGGAACUAAUGCUUCUGUUUUAUUGAGGUCUGAAGCUCUCUUAACAUUUAAAGUUUAACCCAAGAGGCAGAGGGUGGGGCUGAAGUGUCUCUCAAUCAAGACAAACGCAGACCUAUUCCCAAUUUUUCACAUAGUAGUGUGCUGUUCAGAGUCAAACAAACAAAUAGCAUGCUUUCACGGUCUAACUCAUUCACCUGCAGAAUCCGAGCAAGCUGUGGCAGGUAUGGGGAGGCCCCCCCAGGAGAGGUUUCAGAUCUGUACACAGCAGCGCAACCCUAGCUGGCCGCAGGAAUAGCGAGGUGGGGGAGGGGCGAGCAGGCCAGACCAACGGUCCCGAAGGAAGGCAGCUGAGAUCGGACCUCCGAAGAUGAUGGGAAGCCAGUGGGCAAGGGGGACAGAACUGAGGAGGAAGCAAUCUGAGCGCGGAGGCCCUAGCACCGAGGGCUGCAGGACCAUGAUCUCACGUGAUCAGGCUUCUGGACAUUCUGCACUACCUGGGUUUCCUGUAGAUUGAAGAUCAGAACUCUAUCCGUGAACAUUUCAACAUGGGGAAAGAAUUAGAAUUCCUUCUCUGGAAAUCUCCAGAAAGAAGUAGCUACUGAAAUGUUUAAAACCAAAGGCAAAAUGGUGUUGUACUGUUGGGUUUUUAAAAUUAAUCCGAGGGCAGGAGAAACUGUUUAGAGACUGAUGACAAAAAUCAGUCAGUUCUUCAGGGCUACCACGGAGAUAUCUACUGCGGGGUUUAGGAAUAACACCAAAAUUUGUGGGAUGCUUCUAUGUGGGGACGAGAGAGCAGCAAGGAGCCUAGGAGGCAAUAGGCUAGUCUUCAGGGGGGGGGGGGUGGAACCACACUGCAAAAAAAUUAACCACAAAACACAGGAUACUGUUCUAAAGACCGAGUAGAAGUCCAAACUUUGAGCUACUAAAUGCAUGAGAUUUCCGUGGCCGGGUGAGGCAUGAGAGGCAAGUCAGUGGAAAAUUGAGCAUUAUUCAGUCCAGUAGACGGUUCCGUCUGCUGUAAGAGUAAGAAUCCAGAUGUCUUAACACUCACUGAGUGCCAUGUAGAGAAGGGUCAUUUUCUUGGUAUCUGGGGAGCCUCGUACCAGCCUAAAGUGUGAGCGUGGUUUGAAAUGUAGGUUCUGAGUUGGGGCUCUCUGUGGGUGAGCUCUUCCACCUACCCACACCUGUGGUAGCUAAAAUACCGAGAGAGCUCUUGGAAACCAAGUUUGAGAUUCUCCCUGUGUCUCUAUGCUUCGGUGCUGGUGUAUUUGAAAACCCAAUCCCUAAAAAAAAAAAAAAAAAAAAAAAA